Messenger RNA from Linnemannia hyalina, 357 nucleotides. Lineage: Eukaryota; Fungi; Mortierellomycota; Mortierellomycetes; Mortierellales; Mortierellaceae. The record is from the annotation of a GenBank genome assembly.
AUGUCGAUCAAGCAAGACAGGCCCCAGAGAACAACCUCGUGUUGUGUCGGCAUCGAUGACGCCAGUUCCUACAACGACGCAGCUGUUGCUCUGCCCGUCUGCAGUCGAACCUUUAAGCCAAAUAAGAACCAGGACUCUAACUUGCGCCGUCAUAUCAAGAACGUCCACAACAUGUCGCCAACGAUGCACCCCCGCAAGUGCAAAUGGGACUCGAUACCUGGCGGCCGCAUCAAGGAUGACAAGGAGCGCAAGGAGCGCACUCGCAAGAGCAAACGUCUUUGGGCCCGCAAGACCCGUCUCCGUCGCAAGACCGAGGAGGCAGCCUUAGUGUUGUGCACGCUCAGUCAGGCGGUCUAA